Molecule: messenger RNA, 1047 nt
Organism: Ostreococcus lucimarinus CCE9901
Lineage: Eukaryota; Viridiplantae; Chlorophyta; Mamiellophyceae; Mamiellales; Bathycoccaceae
Exons: 1
Coding region: 1-1047 (348 amino acids)
Molecular function (GO): catalytic activity
Source: RefSeq, a predicted model, not a curated record
AUGACGCGCGCGUCGAUCUGUCGCGCGGUGCCCGCGCGCGCCGCGCGCGCGGCGCCGCGCGCGCGCGCGAACGCGCGACGUGCGGGACGCAUCGCGACGACGACGCGCGCGGCGUCGACGACGGACUUCCCGAGCUUCUUCCCGCCCGAAGUGCGCGAACUCGAGGAACCGGCGGCGAUCGCGAUGGCGCGGCGGUGCCGAUCGGUGUCGGUGGACGUCCCGGGGCGGGCGAAGGCGGUGCUGACGUCGUGCGCGGGCGACGCGGGGCCGGCGGGGAGCGACGCGGCGCCGUUCGUGCUGCUGCACGGAUUCGAUUCGUCGUGUUUGGAGUACAGAAGGUUGUUUCCGAAGCUCGCGGCGAAGGCGGAGACGUGGGCGGUCGAUUUGUUGGGCUGGGGGUUCACGGACGCGCAGGAUGGAGGGAUCGGGGAUUACUCGCCCGAGGCGAAGCGAGCGCACUUGUACGCGUUUUGGAAGGCGAACGUCGGGCGGCCGAUGGUGCUGUGCGGUGCCUCGCUCGGGGGAGCCGCGGCGAUAGAUUUCGCGACGAAUCAUCCGGAGGCGGUCGAGAAGCUCGUGUUGAUCGACGCGCAAGGUUUCAUCGAAGGUCUCGGGCCGAUGGGCGCGUUGCCGCGGCCGGUGGCGAAGAUGGGCGUGAACAUUUUGCGCACGACGGCUUUGCGCAACGCGGCGAAUCAAAUGGCGUAUUACGACAAAGCGACGUUCGCUACCGAUGAUGCGCUUCGCGUCGGGCGCUUGCACACGUUUGCGCCGCAGUGGUGCGACGCGACUUUGUCGUUCAUGCAAUCCGGCGGGUUCAAGGUGAGAAACUCCAUCGCGAAGGUGCCGAUGGAGACGCUCGUGUUGUGGGGUCGUGAAGACAAAAUCUUGGAGCCCAGCUAUGCUGAAAAGUUCAUGAAGGAGCUACCGAACGCACGAUUGGUGUGGGUCGAAAAGUGCGGGCACGUCGCGCACUUGGAGCAACCCGAGUUCAUGUGCCAGACGCUUUGGGAUUUCGCGGGAAAGACGAGCGCGGCGACGGCGUAG